Messenger RNA from Ceutorhynchus assimilis (cabbage seed weevil), 2516 nucleotides. The record is from the annotation of a GenBank genome assembly. NCBI's taxonomy places the organism in Eukaryota, Metazoa, Arthropoda, Insecta, Coleoptera, Curculionidae.
UCGCAAUAAUGGCUAUUAUUCCCUCGGAAUCUCGGAAUGUUACUCCCUCGCCGCUAACCGGCUCAGUUCGUAAUAAUCCUCGGGAAUAAUAGCUAUCAUUAUUGACUCGUGGUAUAAUCUACUAUUAUAAUAUACAAGGUGCUCUAUUUAAAAAAGUGCACUUUUCAUCUUUUUUAUACCUGGCAGUACAAUUACUAAUUUUGACCAAUCCUGUAUAAUGUAAAACAAAAAAUCAAAUCGAAACUCGUAGCUCGAAAUCGGGACUGUCCCGCCUAAAGCGGGACGGAUGAUCACUUCACUUGAUGAGUGAGAAAUAACAUUCUGCAUAUGUCACAACUGGUAUUUUGGCGUCGGGGGGAAGGGCGGGGAUUUGAUACACACAUGCUAUCUGAGGAGUGAGGAUAGGCUAUCCUGUAUCCUGUAGUAGUGGAGUGUAUCAUCCAUGCAUUCCAGCCACGUGUGGGGUGUAGUUUAUAGUUCAAUGUCGCCCUAUCUCUCCCUCUCUCGAACUGCUGACCUGGUUCGCUGACUGUUCCUCUCCCACGUUUGGGCUUGGCUGAAGGCAACUCGAGCCAACUGUACCCGAAUUUAUCUCAACUUCAUUCCAUAAUCUUAAUUCUGGAGCUCUGUGUACCUAUGCAAAUAUUCUUCUUUUAAUUGGGCCUGGGCGCGGGGUUAAACUUCGUGUUCGAUAUUCACAGACUCAUCAUCAUUCAUUAUCCUAGUUUUCCUCUUGCUCCGAGUUCCAAAUCCCGCCCGCCUUUUGAGCUACUCCCGGAUUGGAUAUUGGAACCUAGCUGUUGUAGAUUGACAGUUGAGCAGUUGACGCCAUAUUUUUUUCCGUUUUCUUGUGAACUUUUUUUUUAAGGAAGAAGCACAUUAAUUAAGUAACAUUUAAUUAGUCACUUACAUAAUAAUUUUGAAAUUAAUUACAUACUUACUAAAAUAAAAUCAAAAAUAUAACAAGAAUUAAAUUACACAAACACAAGUCCAGGACUUGAAAAUAGUUUGCAAGCUUCCAAUACCGGAAUCUCCACUGUAUCGGAAACGACUUUGUUUUCUGUCAAAAGUCAAAAUUCAAUUGUUUAAAACAAAAGACGCUUCACGCUCACGGCUCACGCGUCUAUUUUCGGUCGCAUAUUUGUCGAAAAGUCGCAACAGGUGAAAAGCUGGUGUCCCCAAUUUGCUAAUUAAUUAAUUACCAUCGAAUCAAGAAAGGAUGUACGCAAGGGAGCAAUUCAACAUGAGCGGAAAUCAGAAUCAAAGGCAAGUUUUUGGCAAUAAUAAUGGCUUCAUGCGUCCCAUUGUCGGAAGGAAACUACCUGUGGAAGAAACAACUUUUCAAAUGAACCAAGGGAAGUCCACGAAUAGCUACAAUAGUGUCGCUUCCAAUAGCAGCGCACCUUCCACUAGGAAACUUUUUGCUAGCAGUGCUAGUACUGGCCCAGUCAUGGCACCCACCAGAAACUCUCAGAACACUGCUACUGGUAGUCGCAGCAUGGCACCCCCCAACCGCUACCAGCACAAGACUACCGCUAGCCCGGCUACCAAACCCAUUGAAUAUGGUCGAAACGGAAGUCAAAGGGAGAAUCGUGACGGAAAUGCAUCUGCAAGCGCAUCCUUGGGACUUAUGGGUAUGCCGUCACCAAAUAAAUAUUCAACCAAACCGAUCACUUCCAUGAAAACGCAGAAUGAUUCUCAAGUUGAGAAAACUCUAAGCAGAAAAUCUGGGGAAAGCGAAGUCGACAAGUUACGUGUCCUGACAGGAACUGUGGAGCGUGUCAUAAGAUAUGGGAAAAUAUUUCAGAAUCAGUUUUGCUAUUUCCAAGUGAUGGGAGGUGUUGUGUCGAUUGCUGAGGGAAAAGUAGCAUUCGAAAAGACCAUGCUUCUGCGCGAUCUAAAGGGACCCGUUUUGCAGCUCAAUUAUUAUUCAAAUUCAACCCACAUUAAUAUUGACGAUUUUUAUUUGGGACAAAAUUUGAGAGCUGUCGGUAGAAUGAUUGGUCCAAACAUUAUGUCAGCAAUCAGCAUUCGAGCAGCCUCUCAGGACGAAAUGGAAUCCUUGCCCCGUCUCUGCUACAUUUCCGAUUAUUCCAUAUCGGCUUUCUGCGGCGAAAGACCUUUCGAAUCUAAAAAAAAUUAGAAAGUACCUACCUAGUUUUGUUGUGUAAGAUUAGUUAUUCGUUAUAAUUUAUGGAGUUAUUUAUAAUAAUUGUUUAUUAGUAUUAGUUUUUAUAGUUUAUAGAGGAGCGAUUUAUUAAUUAGUUUUUUGAUAGCAUAAAAUGCUAAUUACUGUAUAAUUCAUUUUAGCAAUAGCGCAUAUAAUUUUAUAAAUUUUCCAUGCAAAAUAGUAUUUCAUUUCUCAAACAUUUUAUGUUUAUAAUGUUUAUAAUGUCAGUACCAUAACCUAGUGAAUAUAAUAAUUCUUAUUUUUUUAAUUCACAAACCAAAAUCGCCUCCUAUAAAACUUUAAUACGGUUAUUCUUCAAAACAUGUACCUACUACAUAUUGUUAUU